AUGGGUCUUAGCAGUACAGCAUUCAUUCUUUUUCGUACUGAUUGUAAGGAUCUUCGUGAGAAUGGUUACACUACUUCCGGUGUAUACCCGAUUUAUCCUUAUGGUAUUGACCUCAGUCCUAUCAACGCUUACUGUGAGAUGACCACAAUGGGUGGCGGCUGGGCGGUUAUACAAAAAAGAGUUGAUGGAUCUUUAGACUUUUACAAGAACUGGGAGGCAUAUAAGAUUGGUUUCGGUACACCGGAACAGAAUGUUUGGAUCGGAAAUGAUGUAAUUCAUCAGUUAACAAAGGGAAAUAACUCGUCCCUUUAUGUCUCCAUCACUUUCUGGAAUGGUACAAGUCUGUACGAGUUGUAUGAAAACUUCGCCAUUUCUGACGAAACAGAGAAGUAUAAACUAUUUCUGGCAGGAACUGCAGAGGGGACCUUAGGUGACAGUAUGUUGAACACGGGGGAUCCUACACGUGACCUGUCUGGGAUGUAUUUCUCCACUCCCGAUAGAGACAACGAUCGUUUGAGUGGAGGAAGCUGUGCCGCGCACUUUAAAGGAGGUUGGUGGUUCAAUAAAUGUUACCGCGCUUUCCUGAACGGUCCAGCAUAUAUUUAUUGGCCUUGGUACCCCGCAGUUGAAUACGGCACCUCUGUCAGGGGAACUCUGAUGAUGAUCAGGCGGCACUAG
Saccostrea cuccullata (small rock oyster) is the source of this 678-nucleotide messenger RNA. RefSeq names its product fibroleukin-like. Bases 1 to 678 code for a protein of 225 amino acids. The record is from RefSeq and is a predicted model, not a curated record. Lineage: Eukaryota; Metazoa; Mollusca; Bivalvia; Ostreida; Ostreidae. The transcript has 5 exons.